Molecule: messenger RNA, 4029 nt
Organism: Pygocentrus nattereri (red-bellied piranha)
Lineage: Eukaryota; Metazoa; Chordata; Actinopteri; Characiformes; Serrasalmidae
Gene: egf
Product: epidermal growth factor
Exons: 24
Coding region: 248-3844 (1198 amino acids)
Molecular function (GO): calcium ion binding
Source: RefSeq, a predicted model, not a curated record
GCUUCCAAAACAGCCAGAGUACAAGCGGGCAGGCCGGGGAGACUGGAGGCUUUCUGUAAAGCUUGGUGUGGAGAAACAGCUAGUUUCCACACACUCUGUUAUGUAAAUGCGCCUUUUGGGUUUUUUUGUCUUGUUUUGUUCACUCUUGCACUCCUGACCUAUGCUGAGGCCCACGUGGAAGAUGCACGGAGGUCACGGACGGUUGCCGUGGUACUGCAGCCGUGAAAACGACUGAGAACAGAAUCUUAUGUACACUGAUGUUUUUGGCUUUUUGGGUUCUGGCUUUUGGUCAUUGGGUAUGUUUUGGUGGAAGUUAGUAGCCAUACUGCACCUGUGGCUCUUGGUGGACAGAACGAUCUGUGGCCCAACAAAAUCUUCAUCAUGCUGGGGUGGACAACCAUGGGCUUUGGGGAACUGGAGCUGUGUGGGAUCAGAGCCUUUCCUACUUAUUGGCCUUGGGAACGCCAUUCUGCGGAUGAAGCUUGAUGGCGGGGGUCAGGAGCGGGUCGUGUCCGGAGUAGGAAAAUCCAUGCUCCUGGACUUCCACUUUAAGGCUGGGAGACUGUACUGGAUAAACACACACAGUGGGGUCCUGAGCCAGGCAGACUUGGACGGAACGAACAAAAAGAAAGUUCUUUCACUGGGGAAAGGAAUCUCGGGGCUGGCUGUUGACUGGAUAGAAAACAAAAUAUUCUGGAGCAGCAGGAAAAGAGGCACAAUCCAGCGAGUGGACAGUGAUGGGAAAAACAAAACGACUGUUCUUAGAAACCUCUCUCAGCCUAGCAGUCUGGCGAUUGACGCAAAUGAAAGAUUUCUCUUCUGGCUGUCUGCUGGAGUGACCCCCAGUAUCCAACGCUCAGACACUGCGGGCAGAGUGAGGACCACGGUGUUGAAGGUGCCGGACAGACUGCUGGCCUUAGCUGUAGACGCUGUGGACAGGAGGCUGUUCUGGGUUCAGCAGGGUUCGGGUAAACCAGGCGCUUUGGGGUCAUGUGAUUACAAUGGCAACCUUAUCAAUGUCGUCAGUCAGCCAUUAAGGUCCAAAUCUCUGAAGAUGUCCAUUUUCCUGGAUUAUGUGUACAUGACGGACUCGGCAUCUAACAGCGUAACACGAGUUAACAAGUUAACAGGAGGCCGUCCCAAAAAGGUGAACUCCAAAAAGCUGCUGCAUGCUCUGGCUGAUGUUAAAGUGAUCCAUCCCAUCAAUCAGCCUGUAGCAGAAGUCAGUGGCUCCCUCACUUCUGUUUGUGACCCUCAGACGGAUGACUGUAUGAGUGUGUGUUCUAGCCUUGGAGGAUCUGGUCAGUGUAACUGCAGAAAGGGCUUCACCCUCAACAAACAGGGUGGCUAUUGUGAAGAUAUAAAUGAAUGCGCUCUGUGGAAUCAUGGCUGCUCUUUGGGCUGUGAGAACAUCCCUGGCUCUUACUUCUGCACAUGUCCCGAAGGCUACCUUCUACUGCCGGACACCAAAACCUGUCGAGAGAUCCAGCCGUGUGUGGAGAAUGCUACACUCUGUGAUCACGCAUGCACACACACGCAGGAGGGAGAUGUUUGUGUGUGUCCAGUUGGAUCCGUGCUACAACCUGAUGGACAUUCCUGCAAAGGCUGUCUGUCUGCGGAUGGCGGUGGCUGUAGUCAGGUGUGUGUGACGCUGUCACCUGGCAGGUGGGAGUGUGAGUGCCAACCUGGAUACCAACUGCAGCCAGAUGGCCAACAGUGCAAAGCCACAGGUCCUCCAGCGUUCUUGUUGUUUGCUAACGGGGUGGACAUCAGGAGUGUCAGUAUGGAUGGGUCAGGGAGCAGGAUGCUGCUGGAGGAUCCUGAAGGUUCCCUCAGAGCUGUGGACUAUGACCCAGUGCAGAGUAUGGUUUAUUUUGCCAGCCCUGAACGGAAGCAGAUUGAGAGGAUCUCCAUGGACGGAGAAUCCAGAGAGCUGUUGCUCUCCACUGGGCCAGACUCAUCACCCGAGGGACUGGCUCUGGACUGGGUCAACCGCAAACUCUACUGGACAGACAGAGGCUCAUCCUCAAUUUGCCGUAGCGGUCUGGACGGUCAGGACAGGGAGAUGCUGAUUUUUAAGAAGCUGCUGAAGCCCCAAGGGAUCGCAGUCCACCCUCAGGCACAAAAGUUGUUUUGGACUGAUGUGGGCGGUCAUCCGGCAGUGGAGCGGUCACGUUUGGAUGGUCUGGGCCGUGAGGUGCUGGUCAGUGCUGGUCUGGUCACUCCAAGUGGCCUAGCUCUGGACUUCAGCUCACAGAGGCUCUACUGGAGUGACCUGACCACUGGAGUGAUAGAGUCUGCCAGAAUGGAUGGCUCUGACCGGCGUACACUCACACAGAACCAAGUAGGGCGGCCUUUUGCUGUGGCGGUGUUUGAGGACACUCUGUGGGUCAGUAAUUGGGGUGAUAAUCAGCUCUACCGGCUGAACAAGAAAACUGGACACAGCCCAGAGCCUCUCAGUGUUGAAAGUGUCCAUCCGGCUGCGAUUGUCAUCAUCCAUCCUCUCAAUAAACCAGGGGCAGAUAUCUGUCUCCAUGGAAACGGAGGGUGUUCCCAGCUGUGUGAGAGCAGACUGGGACUGGCUCAGUGCUCCUGUCACUCACAGCACAUCCUGUCGGCUGACGGUAAAACCUGCCUGUCCAAAAAAACAUCCUCCACAGGGUCAGGUGAUGGAGAAUGGAGGGAUCAUCUAAAGAACAAAACUCUGAAUGAUGAAAGUCUGCCCUCAGACUCAGGAGAACCAGCGGCCUUCACUGAGAAAAUGGUGUCUGAUCAGGACAAAUGUUUCUCUUUAAGCUGUGAUGUGAACGCUCAGUGCGUGCUGGAAGACACUGGUGCAGUUUGUCGCUGUCUGAGCGGCUUCACUGGAGAUGGACAGAUUUGUGUGGAUAUUGACGAAUGCACAGUGGGCUUUGCUGAGUGUGUGAGUGUUCGUUCUGAGUGUGUGAACACAGCCGGUGGAUAUUUCUGUCAGUGCAGAUCUGGAUUCAGUGGAGAUGGACACCACUGUAUAGAUAUUGAUGAAUGCAGGUUGGAGAUGCACAGCUGUGAUAUAAACGCUGAGUGCCUGAACACACAAGGACAUUACGAGUGCAGAUGUAGAGACGGAUUCAGCGGCUCAGGAUUCAACUGCCAUGCAAAAUCAAAGGACGCCCCCUUUAGGCCGACCACAAGCAGUACACCGGACGUCACUUCUCCAUGGCGACGCAGUGGCGUGGAGAGUUGUCCAUCCUCUUAUGAUUCAUACUGCCUGUACAAUGGAGUCUGUUUCUACUUCCCCGAGAUGGACUCUUAUGGCUGCAACUGUAUGCCAGGCUACAUGGGCGAACGCUGCCAGUUCAGUGAUCUGGAGUGGUGGGAGCUACAGCAGGCUGAGCAGGAGAAAAGGAGGAACAUGGUCAUCACUGUGUGUGUAGCGUUACUCAUCCUUCUGCUGGCCAUCACUGCCAGCACCAUCUUUUGCUACAGGUGCAGGAGGCUUUUAGGAGAGCGCCCCCCAGUGGACAGCAUGAGUGAGACAAGUAUGAGUGAGGACAGCAUAACAGAAACGCCAUCCAGCACACCGCAGUUAUAUGUAGUGUUACAGCAUGGCAUGCGCAAUAACGGGAAGAUGCUUCACACUGUGGCCUGUCAGAGAAGAACAGCAUGUCCAUCCUGCUCUGCAGAAACAGGUGAGAUCUGUGUUUCAGAAGACACUGGAACUCUGAAGACAGAAAAGACACAGUUGGAUUUGACAAAGUGCUCAAGUUCAUGUAACAACUCCAAACCUGGAACUCCUCCAAAGCCCAGUGAUAACCUCAUCUCUCUAGAUGACCCCCAGCCCAAAACCCCUCAGCCACUCUGAACCCUGCAGUUGUUUCUCUUUCUAAUGCAAUCAGUGUGUGGAGGGCACACUGUGCAUCAAACGUUUGGAGACACCUAGCCUUUCAGUGUUUAUAUAUAGUCCCACCCAUAUUAUUUAAUUGUUGUUACAUCAGCUCUCAUCAGCACUCAAACCUGUCAGGUAUUUAAAGCACAUUUUAUAUUUUA